Molecule: messenger RNA, 4426 nt
Organism: Lucilia cuprina (Australian sheep blowfly)
Lineage: Eukaryota; Metazoa; Arthropoda; Insecta; Diptera; Calliphoridae
Gene: Cp190
Product: centrosome-associated zinc finger protein CP190
Exons: 4
Coding region: 348-4406 (1352 amino acids)
Biological process (GO): regulation of transcription by RNA polymerase II
Cellular component (GO): nucleus
Molecular function (GO): DNA-binding transcription factor activity, RNA polymerase II-specific; protein binding; RNA polymerase II cis-regulatory region sequence-specific DNA binding
Source: RefSeq, a predicted model, not a curated record
UCGACAAAAAAUUAGAACAAAAAUAAAAAGGCCGUCUCGUCGUCCAAUAAGUCGUCACAAGUAAAAUCGACAAGUGAAAAAGAAAAAAAAAUUAUGACAAAACACAAAAACUAAAACCUUUUUAAGAGAAUUUUUCUUUAAAGUUUGUGGAAAACCAUUAGUUUAGAAUAACUAAAACCUAAGGAUAUUUGUAGUAAAUGUUAUAAAUGUAAGACGAGACGCUAGUUAUAAAGUUAAUAAAGUACAGUCUAUAACAAAAGAGUGAAGAGAGAGAGAGGUGAAACCGAAAAAAUAACAAAAGAAUUUUACCAAAAUUAUAACAAUUUUCCGCCACCAAUUGCUGCAUCAUGGGUGAAAUAAAAUCUGUUAAAGUUGACAACUGGGGAGUAUUCUUCCUGCAGAAACUACAGAAUUUCUUUAAUAAAACCGAUUAUUGUGACUUGACACUGCAAUUUCGUGACAAUUCCCAGUUGAAAGUCCAUCGUUUAGUGUUGAGUGCUUGUACCGAUUACUUUAAUGUUUUGGAACAGACCUGUGAAGUGGUGGAUGAUGCCAUCAUUAUGCCCAAUGGCUUACAGGCAGAUGUUGUGGUGCCAAUUGUUAAUUUCAUGUAUACCGGCACUUUGGAAUUCGAGUUGAAAAUGUACAAUCGUCUUUUACGUACCGCUAAAGAUAUGAACAUGACUGUGCUAUUAAAAUUGCUGGAAGCUCAUAGACGUACCAUGGAAAUGCAUCCACAAAAGUCAGCAGCCCCUGCCAGCCCAAAGCCAAGACGUAAAACAGCAGCUCAAACACCAGCCGCCGGAAGUUUACCUACUAACCCAGGCGGACGAUCUUUGAUACAAACAAAUCAAGGAAAACGUUUGGUAAUUGGAUCUAAUAACACUUCAUCACAGCAACGUCAUGUUUCCGCUGGUAAUACUCUAACACGUCUACCUACCACCGGACAAUUGCCUGUUAGACAAAUUGGCUCGACAACAUUCACACGCAUUAAGGUAGAAAACGAACAACAUCAUGAAACUAAUACAUCAACAUCUGCUGGAGGCUAUACACUACUUAAACAGUCGUCGCAACAACAGCAGCCCCAACAACCUACUUCACCUUUUGAACAAUUGCGAAAGGGUUACAACAACAAUAAACGACCGGCAGUUUCGACGUUCGUUUCACCACCAGCCAAAAAACCAAAUUUGGAAGAUGUUAAAGAAUUCGCUGAACAACAACGUAUGCGCAAACAAAUUGCUGCUGAGUAUGGUGAUGAUGAUUAUGAUGCCAGCAAUAUUAUGGAUGACGAUACCAUACACAAUGAUGACGACGACGAUGAAAUAACACCACAAACAUCAACCACUUCAACUUCGGCAGGUGUACAAACCGUAUCGUCACAGCAAACACAACAGCAACAAUCGGAAGAUCCUCCUGGCACUACCACCAUUAUUGUUAAACAUGAGGGCCCCGAUAAACCACCCACCAUAGUGGUUAAGGAUAACUCCAAUUCAAAAAUGAAUCAUGCUAAAAUUAUUUCAGAAGUUUUACGUCAAUAUCCGCAUUUAGUCAAGAGCAAUAAAAAUAUUAAAUUGAAAAUUAUGCCCAAUGCUGGCGGACAGGCACAAAAGAUUAUUGUGAAAAAAGAACCCAUGGAACCGGAAAAACAGAUGCAACCACCGCCCACUAAAUUGCCAGUAGUAGCAAAAAUAAGCGAGUCAUCAAAAUCCUUAGCUGCCAGUAUAGUGGCUAAUAGACCAAAACCACUGCAGCAACAACAACAAGCGGAGAUAACUUCAAGUGCUGUUAAAACCACACAAUCUGGUAUGAAUAAAGCACAGGCGACUAGUGGAACAAGUGCAGCUACAACUACGGCACAACCACAAAAACGUCGUAUAGAUAGUAAAACUAUGCAUGCUCUUAUAGCUUUAGGAGCUGAGAAUACCACUGGUCCCUGGCUAUGUCUACGUUGUGGCCGUAAUGGACAUCCCAUUAGUAUACCUUCUUAUCGUGGCUUCCGUCGUCAUUUGAUUAAUACCCAUAAGGAAACAAUCGAUCCAGCUUUAUGCGAACACUGUGGUUGGCGUUCGUCCAGCAAGAGAGAAUUACAUUUCCACAUGCAAUUGGAGCAUAAAGUUAAAACCAAUCUAUACAUAUUCCCCGAAUGUCAAUUAUGCCAACAAAUGUGCAUCGAUAGUGAUGGCCUUAACCAGCAUUUGAUCGACAGUCAUCCGGAUGAAAAUAAACAACAGUGUAUUUAUUGCAAUAAAAUCUUCCCCGAAGAAUUACAGCUCUACACGCACAUGAAGACGUUCCAUAAGAAACAAGCCAUUGAAGAUGGCAUUAUUGACUAUUCGGAUGAUGAAAAUCAAGGUCAAGCCACACUACAAUUACCACCAGCUGAAUAUGACCAAGAAAUGGAAGUGGAACAUAAAGAACAAACGCAGCAGGAAAAGAAAAUAAAUAUACUUUCCGAUAUUAGUUUACCCAUUGCUAGUUCGAUUAUUAAGACCGACUCGUUUAUACAGCAACAUGAGUCGACCACUUCUGUCGCUUCCGAAGAAUACUUGCAAGAUCAAGAACACGAACAGCAAGAACAUACUGAAACGAAAUUUGUAGCGGCCGAUGGCAGUGAGGUCAUUCUAACGCCAGAACAACGCAAAGAAAUCUUAUCGCAAUUGAAUCAAGAACACGAAGGUUCUGGCGUUGUUAUGGUCGUAAAUGAGAAUCCACAACAACAAUCACAAUAUGCAAGUGGUGAGACACAAUCGGAUCAAGGUGCCAUAAGUCAUGAUGAAACUUCGCAAGCUACCACCGCAACAAAUGAAGAACACCCCGAAGAGGAGGAAGAGGUUGAAGAGGAACAUGAACGGGUGGCAGAAGAAGAAGAAGAUGAUCAACAUGAUGAUAAUCAAAUAUAUAAUGAAAUGAAAGCAUUACAUUCAAAUAUAGAAGAUGAUUCGACAAGUCAAACUGAGGCUGUUGCAGAGGCAGAGGAAGAACCGGAAAACGAUGAAGAACCGGAACCAGAACAAGAGGAAGAGGGAGCAGCAGAACAUGAUCAGCGCGCUGAACAUUUGGAAGAAAGUAAAGAAUCAAUAGAUAAUCUGGAAUGGGCAGAGAAUUUACUUUCGGAACAUGAUUUAGCUGAUGAAGUGUCAUCAUCCCAGGCUACAGAAAGCACUAAGACACAGGAAAAGGAAGAGGAACUAAAGGACGAAGAUAACAAGUCCCAAGAUGAAAUAAGUAAAAAACUUAAAGAACUUACCGGAGAUUGGUCCGAAGAUGAUGACGAUGAUGAUAUGCCUGAAGAAGAGCCUCUGCCCGAAAUAACACAAAUGAAAGAAAUUGUAAAGGAAAAACCACAACAAGCUGAUGUUACAGAUGUUGAAAUGGCCGAAACCGAAGAAGAGAAAGAAAGCAAAACAGUGAGACCAGCAAAAGAACAAGAAGAAACUCCAGAAUUCGAAGAUCAUGCUGAACUAUUGGCCUCUUUACAAAGCACAGACAAAGAAGAUUUGGAGGAACAUAAAGAUGUAAUAACGGAGACAGCGCAAUCAACAGUAGAAGAUGAUGCUGAAAAUAUCGAUGAAGAUGACAUUGACAUGGCCUUGAAAAGUCUACACAAAGAAGACUUAGAAGAGGUAGAUGACAAAAAUACAGAGGCAGUCGAAGAAUCUUCAGUGAAAGAAGAAAACGAAGCAAAAGAAAAGACAGAUAAACCACCAGUGGAGGAGGCAGUAGUAGAUAAAUUGACCAAUGAAGAAACAGAAAAAUUAACUAAAAACGAUGAAAUUAUUGAAGAAAAAACAGAAGCGGUAAAAGAAACAAAAAAUACUGAAGUUCUUGAUGAAGAUAAACCCGAAGAAAAACUUGUAAAAGAACUUGCAACACUUGCAGAACCGGAAGCAACAGCCACGGCGAUGGAAGUAGAUGAAGAAACUAAAAAAGAUUUAAUCGAUAGUCUCUUAAGUGAACAAGCUGAAACUAUGGAAGAAACUGCAAACGAAACAUCCCCAACAACUACGGCAGCAAAAAUAGAAGAAGUAGUUGACAAAAUGGAAAUCAAAAUAGAGAAUUCAGCUGAAAUUAAAACUGAUACAGAAGAUACAAAAACCGCAUUAGAAGAGGAUACUCCCUCAUUAGAGGAUGAGUUUUUAAAUAUUGCAGCCGAUAAAGACACAAAUGAAGAAAGUGCUAUUGAUAAUAACGACAUAACAACAGCUACCACAUCUACAACAACAACUGCAGCUGCUGUUUCCGCCACUGAAUCGGCAAACACAACAGAGGUGGCAGAGGCUUCUUCAACUACAGCUAAGGAAGAUGCCACAAUAUCAUCUGAGGAACGUGUUAAAAGUCUUAUUAGUGAAUGGGGUGAUGACGAAGAUGAGGAUGACAAUGAUACAGAUUUAACAGCAAAUCUAUGAAUUUUAGAUUUAUUUACUUU